This is a messenger RNA of Populus trichocarpa (black cottonwood), 1690 nucleotides long. Its product is annotated as nicotinamidase 2. The record is from RefSeq and is a predicted model, not a curated record. The coding region runs from base 917 to 1522 and encodes 201 amino acids. The transcript has a single exon. NCBI's taxonomy places the organism in Eukaryota, Viridiplantae, Streptophyta, Magnoliopsida, Malpighiales, Salicaceae.
AUCUGACAGACAUGUUAGCAACUUGAAUGUCUUUAUACGCACUCUUCGGGCUCUACCAUACUUGAGAAGCCAUUUCUUCGCGGGGAUGCCUGCAGCUGGGCCUUCGAAAUCAAUUAACGCUUCCAUCCAAAGGGUUUCUGAGUGCUCAGACACAGCUCGCACACUUUGUGGAACAGGUAUGCUACAAGUUACAUCUUUGGCAACAAAAGGGGCAUUGAUACCGGUGUCUGAUUAUUGUGUUAGAGGAGGAGAAAAGGUUGCUAGCAGAGAAUUUGAGGGCUUGAUUUGGCAGUUUGAGUAAUGGCCGCGGAUCCAUCUUCUUCGUACAAAUUGAAUGCUGCUUUCUUAAUUUGAAAAUGAAAUGCAGCAGAUGGGGUGAGGAUUGCUUUCGUUACUUGGAUUGAAGAUCAGACACACAUGGGACAUGAUCAUGUCUUUGAUGGUAAUGAUAUCGAUGAUGAUGUGAACCAGGAGCAUACGAUGCUGGUUUUGCACUGGAGUUGUGUUCUGUAUGCUGGCAUGAACUAUACUGUAAGAUGGCUAAAGAAUUCAGAUUUUGAUUCAUGGUGGUAUAUUAUGGGUAAUAUAAUUCUUAUUUUCUGAUAAUAAAUUUUAAUUAAAUAUAUCUUUGCAGAAAUAGUUAUAAAAUCAGACCCGACACAUAAUCUAGCCUAAAGCAAGCUCAGGUUGAGUUUAAUAACACUUGUGCGAUGAUGGUUGGUGUUUAAUUUGUUCCUUUGGCUUUAUUUUUUGGCUCUAACAGUAAAACUUUUGUGUGGGAAAACAAACUCGAUCAAGUUUUUCUUUUUUAUCAUAUCAGAAAGCCCUAGGGCUAGAAAGAGCUUCCAUGCUUUCUCCUCUUUCUUUCGUCCUAUAAUUACGAGAAAACCCCUUCUUCUUCCUCCUCAAUAAUUCAAUGGCUGCUGCUGCUGCUGCAUCAUCUUACAAGAAAUAUGAGACAAGAAGCCGAAACCCAGACCCGAAAACCUCUCUUCUUUUAGUCAUCGACGUUCAAAACUACUUCUCCUCCAUGGUCAAUCCCAUCCUACCUCAACUUCUUACUACCAUAGACCUCUGCAGACGGUCCUCCAUCCCUGUUCUCUUCACUCGCCACAACCACAAGUCUCCCCCCGACUACGGCAUGCUUGGGGAGUGGUGGGACAACGACCUCGUUCUUGAUGGCACGGUGGAGGCAGAACUCAUGCCCGAGAUCCGACGUCUCGCGGGACAGAACGAGGUGGUGGAGAAGAACACUUACAGCGCGUUCGAGAACACGGGGUUGCAGGAGCGGCUGGUGGAGAUGGGUGUGAAGGAGGUUAUUGUGACGGGUGUGAUGACUAACUUGUGCUGCGAAACGACGGCGCGUGAGGCGUUUGUGAAAGGGUUCAGGGUGUUUUUCUCCACCGACGCGACUGCCACGUCGGAUUUGGAGCUGCACGAGGCCACGUUGAAGAACUUGGCAUACGGGUUUGCUUAUCUGGUCGACUGCGACAGGCUUCAAGAUGGGCUCUUGGGUAAAUAAAUAAAAUAUAAAUUAAUUACUAUUUAAUCGCGUGCUUUAGCGCAAUUUGGUUUGUAUUUAUUUUCUUGGAUUUGAGUUUUUCUUUUUCUUUUUCUUUUUCUUUUUCUUUUUACAUGGAAUGCAUGAUUGUGUGUUUUAUGCAGAAAUAAAUUAAGGUUUCUUUUGCCA